UCGCAACACAGAACUCGACCAGCUGAGCUAAGUUGCUAAGGGCGUCGGUAGUAAGUGGGUCCGAGUGUCAGAAGUUCACUGGACGUCGGUCAGAGUGAACGUUCGGUCGAUGUGAAUGAUGCGACAUUUGUGUGAUUGACUGCCGUGUACAUACAAGUGUUUAUAGAAGAGCUUUUGCCAGAGGCGCGAGUGUUGGAAGAGACUGUCGGUGUCGUGAGGUAGUGACAAGGGCUCUAUAAACAAACCCUUCGAGACAUCCUCUCGAGAUACAGAAACGGUUCAACAUCAGCUGCGUUUGAAGUUGUGUAGCGGAGUAGCUUUCGAGCGAAUUCUUGAGUGACCUGAUAAGACGUAACACCCCCGGGAAAUGGAUAUCCUGCAGCAGGAGGUGCGUGGCAUCGCACUGGCUAACCUGUCCGAGGUUCAAUCGUCUCCGGUGUACAACCAAACGACGGUACCGCUAAAUCGAAAGGAUUCGCGCAACAUGGAACAGGCGGUGAUACGGAACAACACCGCCAACACGUUCCCCUCUAAUCAUGACAUCGAGGGACACAUCCGGCCGUUCCAAAAUUUGCCACCGCGCGAACCGGUCGACAUACAGUUCAAAGAUGUGUCGUACUGCGUUAGUCUCGGGUUUCGCAAAGGCCAGAAAGAGAUCCUGCAUAAGGUGAAUGGCAAAUUCCCAGGAUCACAACUGAUCGCCAUCAUGGGUCCGUCGGGAGCGGGCAAAUCGACACUACUGGAUGUCUUAUCCGGCUACCGGAAAACAGGUGUCGAAGGCGCGGUCUACGUCAAUGGACGUAUUCGCAACCUGAAUAGCUUCCGGCGGAUGACCUGCUACAUUACACAGGUUGAUCGUUUGCAGACACUGCUGACGGUUCUGGAGAACAUGCGCAUUGCGGCAGAUUUAAAGCUGGGACCAGAAGUGUCACGGCAUGAAAAGGAGUCCAUUAUCGAAGACAUUCUCACUGUUUUGGGACUGUACGAGCAUCAGUUUACCAUUACCAAACGUCUAUCUGGUGGGCAGCGGAAACGUCUCUCGAUUGCGUUGGAGCUGAUCAACAAUCCAACCAUUAUGUUCUUGGACGAACCAACAACCGGUUUGGAUAGCUUCUCGUGCAAUCAGGUCGUAGACCUGCUGAAGCAGCUCGCUAAGCAGGGUCGUACGAUCAUCUGCACCAUCCAUCAACCGUCUGCCAAGUUGUUUCAGGAGUUCGACCAGGUGUACGUACUCUCGAACGGAGAAUGCAUGUAUCAGGGCUGCACCAACAGCUUGGUACCGUUCCUUCAGUCCGUCGAUAUGCCCUGCCCGGUGUACCACAAUCCCGCCGAUUAUGUGAUUGAGCUGGCCUGCGGGGAGUACGGUGAUGAUCGGAUCCAGCGCAUGGUGAUGGAGAUGGGCAAUGGUGAAUGCACGGAAUGGUUCACCGACAAGCGGAAGCUGCUAAAGCUGGAGCAACUGCGGAAGAAAUACCCGCUCAAGAAGAUCAUCGAGCAGAACGAAGACUUGAUGGCGACGUCCCAGCUCCACCAGCUGAAGGUUCUGAUCCAGCGCGGCAUUAUCAAGGCAAAGCGGGACGCUACCCUAACACAUCUGCGCAUAGGGGUGAACAUCAUCAUUGCGGCGAUGUUGGGCUUUCUGUUCAUCGACGCCGGCAAUGAGGGUUCGCGCGUGCUCGACAACUACAAUCUGCUCUUCUCGAUCCUGAUGCACCACAUGAUGGCCACGAUGAUGCUGACCGUGCUGACAUUCCCCACUGAGAUGGGCGUUAUACUCAAGGAACAUUUCAAUCGAUGGUACACGUUAAAGUGUUACUACCUCUCGGUCUCCAUCAUCGAUCUGCCGCUGUCCGUGUUCUGCUGCCUAAUCUUCAGCGUCAUUAUAUACUUGAUGAGCGGUCAACCGAUGGAGUGGUUCCGUUUUGGCAUGUUUUUCACCAUCAGUCUGCUGAUCGUGCUGAUAGCACAGAGCCUCGGGUUGACGAUCGGAGCCUGGUUUAACGUGGUGAACGGCACCUUCCUCGGACCCGUGCUUACCAUCCCGAUGAUGAUGUUUGCCGGUUUCGGUGUGACGCUUCGCGAUCUACCGAGCUACCUGAAAUGGGGCAGUCACAUCUCUUAUCUACGCUACGGUUUAGAGGGCUACGUCAAUGCAAUCUAUGGCGAAAAUCGUGAGACGCUCGACUGUGAGCUCAAACCGUACUGCCACUACAGAUAUCCUGCCAAGUUCCUGUCGGAGAUUUCAAUGGAGGGUGAUCAAUUCUGGAAGGAUGUCUACGCUCUCUGUGGCACGUUGAUUUUGGUACGCGUGUUUUGCUACUUCUGUCUCCGAUGGAAGGUGAUGUCAGUGCGGUAAACAAUUACUGCGUCUCCUAACGAUAACGUGUGAUGAGCACUCUAGAGGCACAUGGUAGCAUUAGAUGUGAUGGACCGCAAACAAAAGAUGUGAUUUUUUCAUUACCAGACGUAACUCGAUCGUUCCCCAGCGGUUUACGGACAUGACAUCGAAAAAUGGGUUGCCAAAAAGACAUUCGUUCCAAUCAAGCUUAUCGCGUUGCAAGGAAUGCGCCAACGCGCGCAUGAUAAGACAUAUCGCAGUGCAUUUCAACUGUAUAUAUAUAAUACCCCGGGAAGUGUGUGUGUAUGUGUGAGUGUGCGUGUUUGUCUAUUUUGUAUGAACCAACGUGCUAUAGGUUUAUUUAGAUUGUGGUUAAAAACACAAAUAGCUAACGCCAUUUUGUUUUGCAGAUUUCGUGAUGGUGUAGUGAAUAAGAAGUUAUGAAAUAUCCCGUAGAUAGUAUAGCUACAAAUUAGUCAUUUGAUAGUCAAUAAACUGUUAAAACCGCUUUC
Messenger RNA from Anopheles moucheti, 2850 nucleotides. Its product is annotated as ATP-binding cassette subfamily G member 4. The transcript is spliced from 8 exons. Gene Ontology annotation, molecular function: ABC-type transporter activity; ATP hydrolysis activity; ATP binding. Gene Ontology annotation, cellular component: plasma membrane. The record is from RefSeq and is a predicted model, not a curated record. NCBI's taxonomy places the organism in Eukaryota, Metazoa, Arthropoda, Insecta, Diptera, Culicidae. The coding region runs from base 368 to 2356 and encodes 662 amino acids.